UUUUAAUGUAAAAAAUAAAUAAAUAAAUAAAUAAAUAAGAUAAAAGAAAGAAAGUGGAGUGUAUUGAGUGGUGUCUGCCAGCUGGGGUAGGAGCACAUGCAUAAAGAAUUAUACAGAUAGAUAUAUAUAGAUAAAAGAUAAAGAGGGUUUGGUCGGUUGAUUAAAAAAAGAAUGUGUGGGUUUGAUUAUUAGAGAGAGAGAGAGUGACAGUGUAAAGAGGGUUUGGUCGGUUGAUUAAAAAAAGAAUGUGUGGGUUUGAUUAUUAGAGAGAGAGAGUGACAGUGUGUGCCAUGUCCCCCCCUGUGUGAUCCAACCCGAAGGAGAGUACAGUGGAUCAACUAGUGAAUAUGGUUUGAAUCCGUCUGGCUCAAGUAUCGAACAAACCACUCGAGAAAUGGAGAUGGGAAAGAUGAAGAAAGACAGUCGUGGUUUCAGCGGAAGCUCAUGAAAACUUAUACCCUGCUGGAAAGAGCGUGAGAGCUGUGGAGAGUUCCGUCAAUGGCGGAUUUUCGCAGUUGCAGAGUUGUGGAGAUAGCAACGAAGAAGAGCUCUCUGUUCUGCCACGUCAUACCACGUCACACCAAGGUCGUUGUGACUGGUAACAACCGGACCAAGUCGGUGCUCGUUGGUCUCCGAGGCGUGGUUCUUACAAAUGGCAUAGAGGUAAAGCUACAAAGGAAGGCCCUUAGUGUGAUUGAAGCUCCUACUGGUAAUGAGGAUGAUGAUGACCUUGAAUUUGAGAAUGUGCAGUGGAAUGGCUCAGAUUUGGGCGAGUUAGCAUCCGAUGAUACUCAAAAGUCCUACAGAUCAAGGCAUCGCAUGCAUAAAUUAUCAUGGUCGUCCCACAAGACUACGAGCAGGUCCCUCUCUUGUGAAUCACAAUCAAAGGGAUCAUCUGUGUCUACUCCUUGGGGGUCCACGAAGGUUGACCUAAAUCUUCGAACAUGUGACCGGAGGCAUUUGAAGUACAUCCAAAGCCACAUUGGCUCCUCGGUCGCCGUGUGAGGACCAUCCCAUAAACCCAUCUGGGUGUCGAGACCGAGAAACGCAGGGGUUCGAGUGGUGUGGAGCGAGAGCGGCGGCGAAGCCGUGGUAGGCGGUGGUGAUUUUUGUUGAUGAGCUGGAAGAUGCAGGAAAGUGAAGGUAUGUGUAAAAACAAUAAGCGGAUUAGGUUGAGGUCCGGCGGGCGACCAAGGCGAGGUUGCCGCCCGCCGGUGAAGCGAAAAAAAAUACUAAGUUCUUAACCUUGCUCUGAUACCAUG
This is a messenger RNA of Camellia sinensis, 1262 nucleotides long. RefSeq lists its product as uncharacterized. The record is from RefSeq and is a predicted model, not a curated record. Gene Ontology annotation, cellular component: histone deacetylase complex. Gene Ontology annotation, biological process: regulation of DNA-templated transcription. Gene Ontology annotation, molecular function: transcription coregulator activity. Lineage: Eukaryota; Viridiplantae; Streptophyta; Magnoliopsida; Ericales; Theaceae.